CCCCAGAGCCCAGGCCCUCACAGGGCCCCUGUCCGGGCCCAGAUCUGCUUCUUCAUUUUACAGUGCCCUGCUGCCAAGAUGCCUUCGCCGAGGACAGUGACCCCUGGGCUAGAGCCGGGAGGCUCCAAGCAUCCUGCCGAGCCUCAGACCCCCACUCAGGGCAGGCUCAGCGACCACACGGAUGAUUCCAUGAAGCUGGGCCUGGGCACCCUGAGGCAGGCUUUCCUGCGGAGAAGCCUGCGGGCUGGCACGCUGCCCACCAAGGAGGACGCUGGCCGGCCCCGGAGGAGCUCCCUGUUCCGGUCUUUACGGUACACCCAGGAGGAGCGCUCAGCCACCAGGCGGGCCCUGGUCGCCGGCACGCCAGAGGAGCCCUCAAGGGCCCCACCAGAUGCCCGCCAGCAGGCAUCCACUGGGGUUGGCCUGGAGGAGCCAGGAUCCCAAACAGAAGACAAAUCUGUGGCCGACCUCAUCACCCAGCGGGAACUGCGGGCUGCCUUCGAGCAGCUGCAGCGCCUGGAGAAGCAGCUGGAACACGAAAAAACCUUGGGCAGCUUCGGGCAGGACCCCACGGCCUACGCGCGGCGCGCCAUGGACCUGUGCUUGCACUAUGACGGCCUGGCAGCCGAGAUGUCCUCCAUCGUGAAGGAUACGCUGGGGCCCGAAGGGGUGGACGCGGCCACCCUGGGCGAGCUGGCACAUGUGGUAUGUGCCGAGGAACAGGCCCACCCGGAGCCCCCGCCCGAUGGCAACUUCCUGCUCACGCCCCGUCACUGGCGCAGCCACUGGGAGGACGCGGUGCAGCGCAGCGUCCGGGAGCGCGUGCAGGCCGCGGGUGUGGGGGCCACAUCAGGGCUGGCCCAGCUGCUGGCGGACCUCGGCAAUUUGGUCCGCCAGGACCUGCACAAGGUGCGGCUGGAGGUGCAACCCGCAUACGCGGCCGCUGGCCUUCCAGCAUGGGAGACCUACCUGCGAGCCUUCCAUGGGGCCGUGGCCCAGCGCCUGCAGGAGCUGGCGGGCCAUGCCCGUGGCGGCGAGCAGCUCUACCUGGUGCUGGACUGGGCGGCCAACGUCUAUGGCAGUCCCAACUUCCUGGAAACCCCGGACCUGGCAUUGCCCACUGAGCCGCUGCCCCCGCUCCUAGAGCCCCAGGUGUGGGCCGAACUGGAGAGCGACUACACCAACUUCCUGGAGAACAAGAUCACCAGCUGCUUUGACCGCAUCCUGGAGCUGGAGCAGAGCCAGUGGACGCCCACUGGUGCCCCCGAGGUCCUGCAAGGCCUGUACCACACGCAGUUGUCCAUCGAUGUCCACAUGCUCGUGGCGGAGCGUGUGAAGGCAAACAGCGCCAUCUCACCGCAGCUGGAGGCCACCACCCUGCAAAUUUGCGCGCGGGCACUCGGCUGCUUCCUUCGCAGGUUUGAGAAGGCCUUUCUGGAGUCGCCAGCCAUGCGGGAGCCGCAUCUGGGCGCCUACAUUAACGCCUGCGUGGAGAUAAGUGCGAACCUUCUGGCCAAGUUCCCAGGAGCCCUGGAGGAGCUCAGGCAGCCACUGGAGGCCAUCACGUGCAACUUGCAGGAACACCUGACCCAAGUCUUUCAGCAGGAUGUGCAGCUGCUCUUCAAGGCUGUGUGCACCAAAGACUGGCUGACCCAGGACACUCUGCAGCCCCUCAUGGACAGGGUGGUGGCCUUCGCUGGCCACCUUGAGCAUGUGGUCCCACCACAGUCGCAGGAAGUGCUGCAGGACAUCCACCGCCUGGUGGUCCGCGAGUACCUGGCCCAGGUGCUGAGGCCACGCGAGCGAUUCCGGGGCGGCGAACGUGUCAGUGCCUCCCAGAAGAUGAGUCUGGAUGCCCAGGCCAUCAGCGACACCUUCCGGGGCUUGGGCUCCCAGGCCGCAUGGCUGGACCAAGCCAUCCCGUGUGUGGCUGAAAUCAUGGGCGAGACCUAUAAGGACGACAUCCAGAGGCACCUGGACACCCUCAUCCAGUCCUACCCCGACAUCAGGCGGGAUCAUGUCCUGGCCAUCCUGGCAUUGCGCCGCCUGGGGUCCCGGCGUAACCACAGCCUGCUGCAACAUGCACAGAGCCUGCUGAGGGCCGCAGCCCAGGUGCCCCCGCGCCGCACGCUCUUCGACCAGAUCGAGGUGCCCACCUCCGUGGACGUGCUUAUCACCUGCCUCUAGUGUCCCGCC
Messenger RNA from Ochotona curzoniae (black-lipped pika), 2196 nucleotides. RefSeq names its product exocyst complex component 3 like 4 (gene EXOC3L4). Gene Ontology annotation, biological process: exocytosis; exocyst localization. NCBI's taxonomy places the organism in Eukaryota, Metazoa, Chordata, Mammalia, Lagomorpha, Ochotonidae. Bases 79 to 2187 code for a protein of 702 amino acids. Gene Ontology annotation, molecular function: SNARE binding. Gene Ontology annotation, cellular component: exocyst. The transcript has 12 exons. The record is from RefSeq and is a predicted model, not a curated record.